Cottoperca gobio is the source of this 2580-nucleotide messenger RNA. RefSeq names its product smoothelin, like (gene smtnl2). The coding region runs from base 373 to 1992 and encodes 539 amino acids. NCBI's taxonomy places the organism in Eukaryota, Metazoa, Chordata, Actinopteri, Perciformes, Bovichtidae. The record is from RefSeq and is a predicted model, not a curated record. Gene Ontology annotation, molecular function: protein binding. The transcript is spliced from 9 exons.
UGAUCAACCUGAUAGUUUAAACAAACCAGAGAGCCAGCAGCGCAGGGCAGAGCUCUCACACACUAUCAAACACACACACUCAUACAGCUGUUCAACGAUGAGGAAACUCUAGUAAACUGUACCGGAGACUGAAGCUGAGACAGAGUGAGACAUUUGUACCUCAAAAGCAGAGCUUUUUGAAGAAGAAGAAGCCCUGGACGAGUGGGGAUAAAACAGACCAAACCUUUGUCCCCUGCUGCAAACUUUCACCUCCCAACCCUGGUCUGUCAGUGCCCCCUGCAGCCAUACCCUGACUGAAGCUACACAUUCUCCGGAGGAUCUGACUCUCAGACGCUAGAUCACAGACUGAGAGGUUGUCUGGCCCGUGUACAGAUGGAAGCCCCAACCCUGGCUGAGGAAGACUUGUGUCACCCCCGAUCUUCUUCUCCAGAAGGGGAGACAGUGUGUGCAGCUUUAGUCCGUUAUGAGAAUACUCUUCGGGAUGCCAUCAAGGAGAUCCAAGUGGACGUCAGCACUUUUAAGCUGGGCAUGGAGCGUCGUCUGGAGGACACAGCCAGCCUGAGCGGGCCUCUUGGACGUACUGUGGAUCAGCUCCAGCAGGAAAACCGGCAGCUCAGGAGCCAGCUGGAGGCUCUUACCCUACAGGUAGAGCUCCUUAGUGGGAUGAUGAGUGAUAGGAGCACCUUGCUUAAUAAUAGCCAUAAUCACAGUCCGAAUCACAAGAAUCACCUCAGUGACAUUCACGAGAACCAUCAGGAGAUAAAAGAGGUAGUCUACGGGAAGGGUGAGGCUCACACUCAGAUCCAGGCUCUUCUCCACAUCCAGCCCUGCAACCUGGGCAGCCAAGUCCAGACCAACAGUGGCCUCAGCAGUCAGUCCAGUCCUGUGUCCCCACCUGCCACCUUCUUAUCCUCCUCCAGCUCCAACAGUCCUCCUGUCGGCUCCAGAGUUUCCUCCAUGGUGACUGGCCCAGUGUCAAGCAGCAGCCCCUCCACUGCCCGCUUCUCCAGCCGAGCCACAUUCGCCGUGUCCAACAAGACUAACAGUAUUGAGCGAGAGGAGCCAUUAGAAGUGGACCCCGCCCCAACACAUGCUGGACUUGAAAAUGGACACGCUGCUACCACAGAACAUUCAGAGUUGGCACACGGAAAAAUCUCUCCACCCAAUGACUUCCCACAUGAGCACACAGCCCCUGUCGCCAUGAGGAUGCCCCACCUCCCCAUCACCGCGACAACCAAGACGGCAGAAAUGAAGGGGCCCGACUCUCCCAGCAGCCCUGCCGGCUCUUGUUCUUCCCCAGUCUCUGAGGCCUCAUCUACCAGCCAAUCUGCUGCAAGCACCAACCAGACCCAACCAAUAGAGGAGUCUCCAAUUCAACCAGAGAAAGCUAAUUCAACCCCAGCGAAGUCUGUCACCUACUCAGGGCUUUUGCAGCAUGACAGAGAUGGUGAUGCAAGCAGUGACAGAUCCUCCGGGCAGGUCGGAGAGAGGAGGCGGGAGCUGGUGAGGUCUCAGACUCUGCCGCGUAACAUUGGUGCUCAGGCUCGUAGAUCCAUCUUUGAAAGACUCGACUCUGAAGCCAGUAAGAGUCGCCCCAAACCAGUGGACUCGAAACCCAAACUAAAGCGGUCUCAGAGUUUUGGUGUAUCCAGCGCCAGCAGCAUCAAGCAGAUCCUUCUUGAGUGGUGCAGAUCCAAGACCAUAGGCUAUCAGAACAUUGAAAUCCAGAACUUCUCGUCCAGCUGGAGCGAUGGGAUGGCUUUCUGCGCUUUGGUCCACUCCUUCUUCCCCACUGAGUUCGACUACAACUCUCUGUCGCCCGUCAACCGCAAACACAACUUUGAACUGGCCUUUGGAAGUGCAGAAGAGAAUGCCGGCUGCGACCGGCUGAUCGAGGUGGACGACAUGAUGAUCAUGGGUCGUAAACCAGACCCCAUGUGUGUCUUCACCUAUGUCCAGUCCCUCUACAACCACCUGCGCAAAUUUGAGUAAAGCUCAAAGCAGAACAUCUACAUUUUCGCGCUAAUCUCUUUUUAGACUCAGCCUUUUUCGACGUCUUCUUCAUCCUUUGAGCUGAGUGCAGAUCCACAGCUGGCGUGAUGGGAGCACUUUGAAAAGACUACACUGUCCCCUGGCGGUGGAUUAGUGAACAUUACUCCACAUGCUGGAAAAGUGCUCACAGCUCACUUCACAGAUGCUCAGUGGACAUUGACUCAUGUGGAUAAUACCGUGUGUAUGUGUGUGUCCUGUGAUGAAGAUGAAUUUACAGACAAAUGUCAGGGUUGGCUUGUCAACGGAAGUUUAUUUUAUAUGUAUGUGAUGUGUGUGUAGUUGAGAUGUAUUGGACAAAGAGUGCAACUAUUGCUGUGUUUUUAUUAUCACCAUUCGUGUUUGAAAGUGAUUGUCCAUAUUAAUCUUUGAUAUUGCACCAGAUGAAUGUUUCACAAGUGUAACUGUAUACCUAAACUGUUUGUGAUGAUGCGGAGCACACGCUGGGGCAAAAUAUCUCAUGAAAUAAAAUGAUAUGUUGCUGACUGAUAUUUACAUCCACAUAUGCUGUGAUAUUGAGUUAUUGAGAUG